CGACCAUCCAGUCUUGUUGAGAAACACACUCGAAAUGAACACAAUCUAGACAUUCCCCUUCCUCCAAAUUUUAAGUGUCCCAAAAUGUUGGCUCUGGCCAGGAACUCGUGGUGUGGCCAAAUGCUGAGUCGCCUGGCGAACAUCGACGCCCGCGCCCAAAGACCGUACUCGAAGUCGUCCUCCGGCGGGAAGCAGUCCGUCCAGCAGGGGAAGUACCGGAUUGUGAUGGUGCGGCACGGGGAGUCCGAGUGGAACCAGAAGAACCUGUUCUGCGGCUGGUUCGAUGCCAAGCUGACGGAGAAGGGGCAGCAGGAGGCCUGCACCGCCGGCCGCGCCCUCAAGGAGGCCAAGAUGGAGUUCGACGUGGCCCACACCUCGGUGCUGUCCAGAGCCCAAGACACACUCUCGGACGUCCUGAAGUCCGCCGAGCACCAGAAGAUCCCGGUGUGCACCUCCUGGCGCCUCAACGAGCGCCACUACGGCGGACUGACGGGACUGAACAAGGCCGAGACCGCCAAGAAGUUCGGCGAGGAGAAGGUCCAGAUCUGGCGGCGCAGCUACGACACCCCGCCGCCGCCCAUGGAGAAGGACCACGAGUACUACGCCUGCAUCGUGGAGGACCCGCGCUACCAGGGCCAGCUGAGUGCGGAGGAGUUCCCCAAGUCCGAGUCCCUCAAGCUGACCAUCGAGCGCACGUUGCCCUACUGGGAGGAGGUGAUAGUGCCGCAGAUCAAGGAGGGCCUCCGCCUCCUGGUGGCCGCCCACGGCAACAGCCUGCGGGGCGUGGUCAAGCACCUGGAGUGCAUCUCCGACGAGGACAUCAUGGCCCUCAACCUGCCCACCGGCAUUCCCUUCGUCUACGAACUGGACGAGCACCUCAAGCCCCUGGCCCCCCUGAAGUUCCUCGGCGAUCCGGAGACGGUGAAGAAGGCCAUGGAGACGGUGGCCAACCAGGGAAAAGCCAAGUGAUCCCUGAUUUCGGGUGUCCCAACUGCCCGAUGGAGAAGGUCAGGGCAAUCAGCUCAAUGCACUUGCUGGCCAAACAAAAACAGAGGAUCGAAAGUGGCUGCGAGGGAACUGUGGCAAGGCGAAUGUCAAGCAGCAAAUAAAUUUAUUUGAUUUUAA
Messenger RNA from Drosophila rhopaloa, 1125 nucleotides. Its product is annotated as phosphoglycerate mutase 2. The record is from RefSeq and is a predicted model, not a curated record. Gene Ontology annotation, molecular function: intramolecular phosphotransferase activity. The transcript has a single exon. Gene Ontology annotation, biological process: glycolytic process. NCBI's taxonomy places the organism in Eukaryota, Metazoa, Arthropoda, Insecta, Diptera, Drosophilidae. Bases 85 to 969 code for a protein of 294 amino acids.